CUGCCAUUUUGCCAUCUAACUAGACGUAUUUCCGUGGAAGUCUUUCUUCCAGUGAAAAAGCUUUCAUGGAACAUUUCCAGACAGAGUGUUAUAAAUAUAAGAACAGAAAUCCAGCUGGCUUCAGACUUCAGUCGAAGACAUUACCAGACGACUUCAUUUCUGAACAUAGCACAGACUGCACAGAAACACCAGACAUGGCAUCAGGACCCAUUGAACUGGCUGCUCUAGGAAGACCUCUGUUUCCCGGUAUGCUGUAUGAUUGCCGCAAGGAUUCCUUCAUUCCAGGUGUUACUCUGUGGGAUAAGCAAUCACUGAGUGAAGAUAUGGACACUCGUUCAAAGCUCAUGACAGAUGUGAAGUUCAGUAGCUCUGAUUCUCUCUCUAGUAAGUCCAAUCUCCUAGAUGUAAGUGCUUCCCUGAAGGCCAGCUUUUUUGGGGGGCUGGUGGAGGUGGGAGGAUCUGCCAAGUUCCUAUGUGACACCAAAUCCUCCAACCAACAGUCCAGAGUGACAAUGCAUUACAGUGAAACCUCAAGAUUCGAACAACUCACUAUGACUCAGCUGGACCAGAUCACCCACCCUCAGGUGUUUGACCAGAAAACUGCAACUCAUGUGGUCACGGCUGUGCUGUAUGGAGCUCAAGCCUUCAUGGUGUUUGAUCGGUCGUUUGCAGAAGAUGAAAACAAGCAGGAGAUUGAGGGUGAACUGAAUGUCAUGAUCAAGAAGAUCCCUGGGUUUUCCAUUGAGGGAAAAGGAGCUUUAAAAAUGACAGAUGAGGAUAAUAAAAAGGCUGAGAAUAUCACCUGCACAUUUCAUGGUGACUUCCAUCUUGAGCAGAAUCCCACCACAUACAUGGAGGCCCUAGAGGUGUACAAGAACCUCCCCAAACAGCUGAAGGAAAAUCCACAGAAUGCAGUGCCAAUAAAAGUCUGGCUCUAUCCUCUAAGUUUACUGGAUACAAAAGCAGCUCAGUUGGUGAGAGAAAUCAGCACACGCUUGAUUUCCAACACUGAAGAUGUGAUGGAGGAGCUGGUGGAGGUAGAGAGGACAUGCAGUGACCUGUCCAGAAGAACAGAGGUAAAUGUUUUCAGUGACAUCAAAGAAAGGCUGCACUCAUUUCAGGAUUCAUUUAGCAUUUACAAGAUGGUGCUCCAGAAAGCACUGGCCAGGGUCUUGCCUGCCAUUCGAGGAGGAGGUAUGGAGGAACAAUCCCUGGAAGACAUCAUAAUCAUCCACUACAACUCCCGUGAUUUGCUUAACCAAUGGUUAGAUGAUGCAAAGUCUGAACUUUACUUAUUGAAUAAUCACAGCAAGAUGCUGAAUGAGAUCAACAUUAAAGAUUCAGACGGGCUCAACGCCAUCCUUCUUAAUCCUGAUAUUGAUGUAGUACUGUGCUUGGCCUUCACAUCUCUAAAAUAUGAAGACCCAAAUCUUUCAACCCUGACAGAGUUUCUAAAAUCUGCAGAGUUUAAAGAGCUUGAUAAAAAAGAAAAACCGCUUUCUGUGGCAUCAUAUAGACAGUGGUUCAAAGAUCCUGAUGUCAUUGCAAAGAUGAGAGAGAACUUAUCUCUCUUCAAGAGAUUUUCAGAGGCCAAUAAAGAUGAGAAGAGUAUCCGAUUCAUUAUUUCUGCCAUCUCCAAUCCCUCCAUUCCAGGCUCCUCCAUCUAUUUGUAUGAAAAUGGGAAACUGACAGACCCAAAGUUCCAGCUCGUGUCCAAGCCACCCCCACCAACAGUAAAGAAUGUCUUGGAGCAAACUGUGACCCUGAAACUGCAGAAGUCCCCAACUGGAGAAACAGUGAAGUACAGAGUGGAGUACAAGCAGGUCAAAGCAGAUUGUGGAGCUGAGGAACAUUGGCUUGCUAUAGACACAGCUGAUGAAGAAUUUAAGCUGACUGGAUUGGUGGCUGGAAAGCAGUACCUGAUCCGCUACAGGAUAGUGGGUAAAGUGGGAGUGAGUGAAGCCAGUGAGACUGUCAGCCCUACAGUCUCUUCAAUCAUUGUUCCCAGGACCAGGAACGACUUCCAAGCAUAUUACCAUCAACUCACUCUGGAUCUGAACACAGUGAAUAAAAACCUCUGUCUGUCUGAGGAGAACAGAGAGAUUACUAAGACUGACAAAGAGCAGCCGUAUCCUGAUCAUCCAGACAGAUUUGACAAGCUUCCUCAGGUGUUGUGUAGAGAGAGUGUGUGUGGACGCUCUUACUGGGAGAUCGAGUGGAGUGGAAAUUAUUCUGUGUCUAUAUCAGUGUCAUAUAAGAGCAUCGGCAGGAAGGGACAGGGUGAUGAGUGUGUGAUUGGAUAUAAUGAUCAGUCCUGGUGUUUGGACUGCACUCCAUCCACAUGCUCAUUCUGGCACAGUAACUUACAGACUCAUCUCCGUGUAAAGUCCAUCAGCAGUAGAAUUGGAGUGUAUGUGGAUCACAGUGCAGGAACUCUGUCCUUCUACAGCGUCUCUGACACAAUGAGCCUCAUCCACACAGUCCAGACCACAUUCACUCAGCCGCUCUAUCCUGGGUUUUGGGUUAAUAAUGGAUCAGUGAAACUGUGUCCGUUAAUGAGAAUAGACUGAUGAGAGAUUCUACCCCUAAUGCUUUGAGGUGCAUGAUAAAUGAUAAAUCAGUAACAGUGAGAUGUUAUUGAGUCUCUUCAUGACAUUAAUAUUAACAUGAAUCAGAAAUCCUCAUCUAGACAGUAAGAUCAGUGUGUGAGAGAUGAUCUGUGUGUCUGUGCUUUUCUCAAACUCUAUUUGUGCUGAUUAACGUCAGUCUCACAUCAAUCAUUUGUAUUAUUACUAUCUAAAUCAGUCAUAUAUCUUAUAAUUCAUGGGAUUUUUCGCUGUUACUUAUAAUAAAACAAUGUCGAAUCAUCUUGAGGUCGUAUUUUAAUUGAUGAAUGUGUGAAACGUCUGAAUGCUGUAU
Messenger RNA from Pangasianodon hypophthalmus (striped catfish), 2919 nucleotides. RefSeq names its product stonustoxin subunit beta-like. Lineage: Eukaryota; Metazoa; Chordata; Actinopteri; Siluriformes; Pangasiidae. Gene Ontology annotation, molecular function: protein binding. The record is from RefSeq and is a predicted model, not a curated record. The transcript has 5 exons. Bases 66 to 2570 code for a protein of 834 amino acids.